CUUUUGCCUCUUCUGUUCCUCGUUCGCUCGGCUUCACCAUAUUACCUUUUAAUCCAUUUCUUGUAUACGCGUGUGCGCUGCCAUUCAUUUCCAAUCCAUUGAUUGAUUGAUUCCCUUCAUUCGUUCGUCGACGAUGACAUCAGCCGGCCCAUAGUCGUUGCGCGACUUGCAACUCCAUCUUUGGUUCCUAUCUCCAGCUGAAACCAAGAGGUUGACGAUCGCAAACCAUCGUGAAGAUGUCGCUGUUCCACCGAAAACGUGCCUCCAGCCACUCCGUUCCGAGUGCGCCACCAUCUGCAGAUGCAGUAACCGCUGCAUCGCAGGUUUUCAUGAGGAGCCGGAACUCAAGCACAUCAUUAUCUUCCGCCGCCGCCGCAACUGCGCUUCGAACCCACGUCACGCCGCCGACAGACGUUGCGAGUGUCCAAACGAAACGAAUCCUGCGACGCGACUCGACAUCUUCGGCUGGGAGCAGUGGGAGCGGCGGACGGGCACCGUUCUCAGCGGGACUGCAGAGGCAGAAUAGCACUGGGUCGAUGACUGAGAGGACAUUCCGGGGCCAGUCACCGAACCGGAGCCCCAGCGUACAUAUGGAUGCGCCUCCCCCAGUUCCUCCGUUGCCCAAGCAGGUGGAGAAAGACGGCACACUUCACCGACGAGCAUCGAGUGCGCAAUCCCCAACGCGAGUAUUAUCAUCUCCAACGCGGCCCAGCGGCCGUGGUUCCAGCAUGGAUAGAGGAAGUCGUACGGCGCAGAACUUUCGACACCCUCGCGUGUCGAGCCUAUCUCAGGUACCGGAGCUAGAGCGCGAGGGAAGCCAACGAUCGAUAAACUUCUCUCGGCCAAUAUCACCACCGAGCAGUCCUCCCGCCGCACAGUAUCGAACAGGACAAGGAGGAUGGUUUACAGCGCCUGUCAUCACCGACUUGAAGCCUAGGGAGACGCCAUCCGUCAAACCUGAUCCUACUGGCUCUCCAGUUACGGGGUUGAUGGUUUCUAGACACGCCCCAGCAGAGACAUCGGAACGACUAGUCUAUAAAAGGCCCCAGCAGAGACUGGCACAAGCGCAGCAAGGCACGAAACAUACGGCUGGCACUAUGAGAACUAAACCGAGCGGGACUGCGGUACAUCAUUCAAUCGAGCCAGCCGAACCACUUUCACCAGAGCCUACACCUGUCUUGGUUGAGCCGCCUGAAGAGCCACCCCAUGUUGAAUAUAUUACACCGUCCCCAGAACGGCAGUCUCAGCAGCAACCGAUGAAGCCGGUUGAACUCCGUCCACAGCCCGAAGAACACCUGCCUCUAGUGGCGGCAGUCAAUGAUAAUCUUCGUACGAAACAGGUGUCGCCUAGGACAUUACCACCUUUGGUAGUUGAUGGAAGCAGGCCUCGGCCACAACCCGCGUCUUUAGAUCCAGAAAGCGCCGAAUCCACAUCCUCCCAUAGUUCCCGAGCAGCAUCGCUAAGCCCACCGCGGCAAGCUCAUUUCGCGACCAAUACUCUUACACCGACCCGGCACCAACCUCUACCACGUUCCGCAUCGCCCGCGAAAUCCGCCCUCAAACGCUCCCCUUCUCGCGCAGUGUCACCCGAGGACACCAUGCACACCGCAACAGCCGCCCCGGGCGACUCUCCAGAAGCUCAACCCGACUCUCCGAGGAGACGAAAAGGGGCCCGUGUCAGCUUUGACCAAGAAGCUGUCGUCUUCGUCCCCGAUGUUGAGUCGGAGCGCCGGAGCAGCCCGCUCGCCUCCUCACCGAUCGACAAUGACGAUUUCGACCACGAGUUCAUGAAGCCUCGCCCUGCGUUGCCAUCCUUUGGAAGCAUCCGCGGAAGGCGGAAUCGCGAUUUGGAGUCCGACCCGGCCGAAAAGGUCACGGAGACGGUGUCAUCGUCGAUGAAUAAUUCCAUUGGAUCUCUAGACUCUUCAAAUGAUCAUGCUGUUGCGGGGAUCAUCGCGCGAGAUUUUGCGUCCAGAAAACAGCCUGCCGUUCGACAAGAGUCUGAGGCUCCUAGGAAAGCCAUUGAUCCGAACGUGCCGUUAGCCCCCGAGGUCACAUCUGUCGAGGGGACUGGCUACGAAUCCGACACUAGCACUUCUGGAAGUGACCUAGAUGUGGUAACGGAGUCAAUGAAAGCCCUCACCCUGACGAAAGGUGAGGAGCAGCCAGUGGUAGAAAUUGUGCCUCUGCCGUCCAUCCCUGAGGCCGAUUCGGCGGGGCAGCCGACCACACCGGAGCCCUCAAAUGCAGUCCCCAUUAUCGCUAUAUCACCAGCCACCCCCAAACCUGAAAAACAAGCUAAAUCAAAGGAACGGUAUUUUAUGCCCGGCGAGUUUCCUGCGUCGGUCUCGGAACUCGACCUCUCCGCCAAGGAGCCCUCAUAUGUCCGGGGAGCUAACACGCCAACUAGAGUAGAACCCGCGCCUCCAAUUAUGGAUACCUCUAGCGUACAAGACGAGGAUUCAUCCGACGACAGCAGUAUCUACAGUGAUGCCGCGGAAGACAUCUCCGAUGCCGAGGGCGGGUUUGCCUCGCUGGAUGCCAUCGUGAUUAAUCCUAGCGUCGCAACCGGACGAGGGACUUUGAUCAACCCGGAGGUCGGCCCCUCACAAACGAAAUCGUCGACAGGACCAGAUGUCCCGGAUGUGCGGCCGAGGCCUGGGGCGACGGAUUGGGAGGCCGAGAAGGCAUAUUGGAGCGAUAUCGUCCAGCAACAAAGACAAGAGCGAGAGCGAGGGAUUGUGACAUCGGCGCUAGGGGACGGGAUGAUGCAAUUCCAACAUGCCCAACAUGCCCCUCCUGCGGCUGAGCCUGAUACCCCGCUGGAAACGGAGAUAAUGCCACGGAAGAGGAAGGCAAAGAAUUCGCGCCCGGGUCACCAGCCAAGAGCGGCUCCAACGCGGGCAAUCGAUGUGGAUUCUGUCGAACCGGAGAAUGUGCCGCCCAUGCGCAAGUCAAUGCGCCCAACCAGCGCUACAACUGGCAUGGCGGCAUCGAAGCACGCCCCACCUCCAGGUGAGCAGCGAGGUACAUUCCAGAAGCGACGCAUGUCACCACCGAAAACCACAGCGCCACGGCCCGUCUCCGCCAUGGCGGCCACCGGCCCCGCGGCACCGCUAGCGACACCACCGCCGCUGAUCCGCUCCAAUUCUGCCGAUUCAGUCAGCAGCUUUCGGCGAAGUCGACCACCUAGGUCCUUGGAGGGGGGUGGUGGUCGGUUCAUGAUGCGACGGACGAUGCGUGAUUCGGGCCACGAUCGCUCGCGAGCGACAGCGAAUAAUCAUAUGGCUCGGAUACGUUCGCUCUCGCCUCCGGAUAGCGAUUCGCGAAAGAUGAAGUCCACGAUGCGCGCAUCGUCGGAUACGAGCUCUCUUUCUAAACCGGCUAGAUCCAAGAGUCUCUUCCCAGGCUUUGGGAAGGGGAAGAAGAAAAAUAAGACUCCGGCGGCUCUGGCGGCUCAGGGUGCUGGACUAAGGUUCAAGAGCCGGUUCGCCGAUUCUAGCGACGAGGGCGACGACGACCGGCCAAUGCGAGCCACAUUCACUUCCCGAAUCGUCGAUUCCGAUGAUGAAGACGAGGUCAUCCCACCGCUCGACCUGGCUCCUGUCCGUGGCAUUCCGAGGAGAACCACUGAAGCCGACCAAGAAAGCACCGAGCUCGAAGACGAAGAGAGCGAUGAUGACCGAUCGACGAGCCGUCCCGGCAUCCCGACCUCGGACGAUAUCAACGCCGCCCACGGCAAGCCCGCCACGAACGGCGCCAACGGGCUCGAGGCAAGCAGACACGCGCCAGCCAAGUACCAGAAGAAGAAACGCGGCUUCUUCGGCCUCGGCAAGAAGAAGGACGAGAGCCCACUCUCGCAAGUUCAGGUCGCAUCGGCCGACAAGCAGCCCCUCACGCCCGUGAAGUCCGCGCUGAAACAACCACCCAAAAACACCGACGAUGAACCAACGCCGUUGAGUCCGACCUCGCGGAGCCCGAAGCUUCACAAGCGCCCGAAGCAGCCGCGGGUCCCGUCCGAUUCCUGGCCCCUACCGACGCCCAAAAGGAGCGAGGCGGCUGAGGAACGACCGAACACGUCCGAUGGGACGCCACAGGGUGCAUCGGUAACGUUUGCCGAUGAUGAGACGGGGUCGCACGCUAGCGAGCCGGUCACUGGGCGGACGGGGAAGAAGAAGAAGUUCACGAUGCUAAGGAAGGCGUUUGGGUUGAGGGAUUGAUAGAUGCUGGGGAGUGGAGUUGGGUUUGAUUCCGGACGUGUGUAUAUAGGAUGCUUGGCAUUUUGGGAUCUAUCCUGGUUGAUAGUAUGGGAUAUAUAGAGGCGAAAAAGGGUACCGUCAUAGUCCACGGGUAUCUCCUUGGCAACAUAGGAAUUGCACUUACUGGUUUGCCAGUUGGUUGCGCUUUAAUUAUAAUGUUCGUUCAUAUCGAAGACUUUAAUGAUAAC
Molecule: messenger RNA, 4447 nt
Organism: Eremomyces bilateralis CBS 781.70
Lineage: Eukaryota; Fungi; Ascomycota; Dothideomycetes; Eremomycetales; Eremomycetaceae
Exons: 2
Coding region: 237-4220 (1327 amino acids)
Source: RefSeq, a predicted model, not a curated record